Rotaria sp. Silwood2 is the source of this 609-nucleotide messenger RNA. The record is from the annotation of a GenBank genome assembly. NCBI's taxonomy places the organism in Eukaryota, Metazoa, Rotifera, Eurotatoria, Philodinida, Philodinidae.
AUGACUCGUCCAAAAGGUCAAAAACGUUUUGCCGAAAUGAAACGAAUGAUUAAAUUAACUGAUGCAAGACUCAAAGCAAAAGAUCGUAUGAAACCAAAAAAUCAUGAUAAAAAACAAGAAAAGAAACACAUUGGUGAAAUUACUGAAAAACAAGUUGCACCAGUUACAUCAGCACUGUUCUUCAGAUAUAAUACACAACUCGGUCCUCCAUAUCACAUAUUAGUCGAUACAAAUUUUAUUAAUUUUUCCAUCAAAGUUAAAUUAGAUAUCAUUCAAUCUAUGAUGGAUUGUCUUUAUGCGAAAUGUACUCCAUAUAUAACAGAUUGUGUAAUGGGUGAAAUUGAAAAAUUAGGUACAAAAUAUCGUGUAGCAUUACGUAUUGCAAAAGAUCCACGUUUUGAACGUUUACCAUGUUCACAUAAAGGUACAUAUGCUGAUGAUUGUAUUGUACAACGUGUUACACAACAUAAAUGUUAUAUUGUGGCAACAUGUGAUCGUGAAUUAAAACGACGUAUAAGAAAAAUUCCUGGUGUACCAAUUAUGUAUUUACAUGGUCAUCGUUACACUAUUGAACGUAUGCCAGAUGCACAUGGAGCACCGAGAGUAUAA